AUGUCAGCGGGUAGCAUAGAGGAAAAGAAUGAAAUUCUAAACAUCCAGAUGGGAGACAUCAUAGCACACGGAGCGACCUCAACUGUAAGAAAAGGAAAAAGCCCAAGUGGGGCAGAAUAUGCCAUAAAAAUUAUAUUUGCAGAUAGUCUUACACGAAAGCAAGAGGCAAAAAAAGAAGCAUCUAUUCACAGGGCACUUGCCCAUAAGCACAUUGUGAAACUGCAGAACUUCUAUCUUUCUAAGACGCAUGCGUACUUAAUCAUGGACUAUGCUGCAAGGAAUGAGCUAUUUAUGUAUAUAGACCCAGGAGCAGGUUUGCCUGCUGACAUAUGCCACCUGUACCUCAAACAGUUAUUUUCCGUUAUAAAAUACAUACACAGCAGAGGAAUAUGCCACCGAGACAUAAAGCCAGAAAACAUUUUACUUGACAGCAACUACAACCUGCUCUUAACAGACUUUGGGUGCUCAACAAUUUACAGAGAUGUAAAUGGGCGCAGACCGCUUACUAAGCAGUGCGGAAGCCAAAACUACAUGGCACCAGAUAUUCACUAUGGAAAGUACGACGGAGAGCUGGUGGAUGUCUGGUCAUUUGGAAUGGUAUCUCUUGUGCUUCUCACAGGAGUAGUCCCGUGGGAGAAGCCAACCACAGACGACAAAGAGUUUGAGAGAUUUCGAAUUAGCACAUUCCGAGACUACUCGCCCUUCAACCUUCUCAGCAAAGAUAAGCUAGAGAUGAUUGAAAAGUGCAUAUCCGUUAGUCCAGAAAGAAGAAUCCGCCUGAGCCAGCUGAGUGAAAAUGCAUGGCUUGCAGCACCAAACCUCUAUAUGGGCCCAGAUGGUCUAGUAAGAUCCCCAGAGAUUGUUGCAGCAAAACUAGUGCCUGCAGAGGCAGCAGCCUUCACACAGCCAGACAUGUGCAUCUCUCCUGUUGGCAGAGAGUGCUCCUCGCAGCCCGUCUUUUUAAGCUACGACACUUUCCCAAUGGCAACAAGAAUAUACAGCUGUGCCUUAGUAAGUGUAAGCCAGAAAAUACUCUGCAAUGCAUUUUCUGAUGUUCUUAUUCCAUAUAAGGCAACAGGAAAUAUUAUUUCAUUCACAACAGUCGACAACUCCAAGAAUAUUAUCACAGGAGAGGUGUAUCUCAGGAAAAGUGGAGCAGAGACACUCAUAAUAUUCCAGAGAACAAGAGGUGACUGCCUAGAGUACAAAAAGCUGUUUAACGUUAUAAAGGACCGAUUUAUGAGGAAUUUUGAAAACUAUGCGAAUAGAUAG
This is a messenger RNA of Nematocida ausubeli, 1272 nucleotides long. RefSeq lists its product as uncharacterized. The transcript has a single exon. The record is from RefSeq and is a predicted model, not a curated record. Gene Ontology annotation, biological process: protein phosphorylation; mitotic G2 DNA damage checkpoint signaling. Gene Ontology annotation, molecular function: protein kinase activity; ATP binding. Lineage: Eukaryota; Fungi; Microsporidia. Gene Ontology annotation, cellular component: nucleus; cytoplasm; site of double-strand break. Bases 1 to 1272 code for a protein of 423 amino acids.